AAAAAAAACGGAGAAGAAGAAAGGGGAGAAGAAAAAAAACCCUAAAAAGCUGCUUCACGUUUUCGCGCUUUUCUUCCUGUUUCCAUCUCAGCAGCAUUUAUGCUUCAUAGAUUUCCUACACUGUCUUGUUCCCAUUGAAGCUGCGUUUGAUGUGAAAGGAGAAGCUCGAGGAACGACAGAAAUGGCGAAAUCGAUGCUUCUGGUGCGAUUUUCAGUGCUGCGGUGCUUCUGAUAGGAUCGAUUCUUGUCUUGAAGCAUAGAAAACAGAAUCAGUAGCACAAUUAAUUUUCUCAGAGCGAAUUUUUGCUUUUUUUCGGGGGUUUAGAUCCAAAAAUGAUAAGACUCAUUUCCCUGUGGUUGUUUCUGGGAAAGCUCUGACUCAGUGUUUUGACCGAAAGGACGAGAUAAAAAAAAGGGUGAAAGAUGCUUCGUUUGAUUUUCUUGGGGAGAUUUGAAGCUUAGAUAUUUGAUUUUUCUCGAUUUUUGGGCAAGACAGGAUCUUUGAACGGGUUUGCCCGAAAAGCCUGGGAAUCUAGUGAAGAAAUAUAUAUUUGUUUUUAUAUGUGGGGGCUUUGAAGGAAGAAGAAGCCUAGCGAAUGAAAAAGUUGGGCAGUGUUUUUGUGUACGGUGCUGUGACAUUCAUGUGAUUCAGUGAGCCGGGGGGGACGAAGAGCUAGGUCUUGUCAUGUCUCUGAGUUUUGUUUUCAUCUUGGAAGUCCUUUCUGGAAUGACAAAUCUUGCAGUGUCUCUGACGCUUGUCCCGACUCCCAACUUGGUGGGGGCAACCAAAUAAUUCGAGCAAAAUUUGUUGUCUCUGCCUUUACAUAUAUAGAUGUAUAUAUAUGUUUUUGCCAUAGCCUUGUGAGCCUAAACCAUCUCCAAGAAAGUACGACUCUUGAGAUUGGGGUUUUGCUCUGAGUAACAUACAGAAAUCUUCUUGGGGAGAGAGAAGUGGAUUGAGGGUUGAUAGAGUUCUUGCAUUGUGCUUCUCCGGCUUGGUGUCUUGAUGAGUCGGCUACAGAAGCGAGGGAAGCAGGAAAAGCCGGGGUCUGAUGGAGGUGAAAAGGUUCUUGUAGCUGUUAAGGCGUCUAGAGAGAUCCCAAAGAACGCCUUGGUUUGGGCCUUGACUCAUGUUGUUCAGCCUGGAGAUUGCAUAACGCUGCUUGUCGUCGUUGCCUCUCACCACUCUGGUCGGAAAUUAUGGGUUUUCCCGAGGUUUGCCGGGGAUUGUGCCAGUGGUCAUCGGAAGUCCCAUUCAGACGCAUGUCCGGAGAUAAAGAGUGAUCUCACUGACACUUGCUCCCAGAUGAUUCUCCAGCUCCAAGAUGUCUAUGAUCCAAAUAAGAUAAAUGUCAAGAUCAAAAUCGUAUCUGGAUCACCCUGUGGAGCUGUGGCUGCUGAAGCCAAGAAAGUACAAGCAAACUGGGUUGUGUUGGACAAGCAACUCAAGCAUGAGGAGAAACGAUGCAUGGAUGAGCUGCAAUGUAACAUUGUGGUGAUGAAGCAUUCACAGGCAAAAGUUCUGCGCUUGAACUUGGUUGGAUCCCCGAGGAAGGAUGCAGGAAAAGAGUGUUGCUUACCAACUGGACAGGAAGCAGCAUCCGAAAAAAAGAAUCUGAAGAACAACAAAAUGGUAUCUUCAGAUUCUAUCCGGCAGCCAGUUGUGACCCCUACGAGCAGUCCUGAGCUAGGGACCCCAUUCACGGGCACAGAAGCUGGGACUUCAUCAGUGUCCAGCUCUGACCUGGGAACGUCACCUUUUUUCAUAUCGGGCACGAAUGGGGACUUGAAAAAAGACGAAGUACUGGUCAUCAAGGAGAAUGAUGUUCUCGAUGAAUCUGGUUCUGAUACAGAGAGUGAAAAUCUAUCGCUAGCGUCGACGAGUAUGAGAUUCCAGCCAUGGAUAUCAGAUUAUCUCUGCACCCAUCGGCAGUCAUCCAUGGGAGGAGCUGAGGAAAGCUUGUGGAAAAGCGAAGAUAGUGGGGUUCAAGUAUCAACAGCAAAGGCAUUGCUUCAGAAGUACUCAAAAUUAGAUGACGAAAUCGGAUCUUCGAGCAGGAGAAUCGAUUUGGACUUCAGCGGAAACUUGAGAGACGUGAUUUCGCUCUCUCGAAAUGCUCCUCCAGGGCCACCUCCUCUCUGCUCUAUAUGUCAGCACAAGACACCGGUAUUUGGAAAACCUCCAAGGUUGUUCACAUACCCGGAGUUAGAGCUUGCAACAGGCGGGUUUUCACAGGCUAACUUCUUGGCAGAAGGCGGGUUUGGAUCGGUUCAUAGAGGGGUACUCCCGGAUGGGCAGGUAGUGGCUGUAAAGCAACACAAAUUGGCAAGUACGCAGGGAGAUGUGGAAUUUUGCUCAGAAGUGGAAGUUCUAAGUUGUGCUCAACACCGAAAUGUUGUGAUGUUAAUCGGUUUCUGCAUCGAAGACAGCAGAAGGCUUUUGGUCUACGAAUACAUAUGCAAUGGAUCCCUCGAUUCCCAUCUGUACGGUCGACAUAGGGAACCUUUGGAAUGGGCAUCACGGCAAAAAAUCGCUGUUGGAGCUGCUAGAGGCCUUCGGUAUCUGCAUGAAGAAUGCAGAGUGGGUUGCAUUGUUCACCGUGAUAUGCGGCCUAACAACAUUCUAAUCACACAUGAUUACGAACCACUUGUUGGAGAUUUCGGUCUAGCGAGGUGGCAGCCUGAUGGGGACCUUGGAGUGGAAACACGAGUGAUCGGAACGUUCGGGAGAUUUGCUUUGUCGAGUGUAUAUAGCUAUCUGGCUCCUGAAUAUGCUCAAACCGGGCAAAUCACGGAGAAAGCGGAUGUAUACUCGUUCGGGGUGGUUCUGAUUGAGCUCGUCACUGGCCGUAAAGCCAUUGAUAUCACCCGGCCGAAAGGCCAGCAGUGUCUGACCGAAUGGGCACGACCUCUACUGGAAGAAUACGCGGUGGAAGAACUAAUUGAUCCGAGCCUUGGGACCCGCUUCUCGGAGAACGAGGUCAUCUGCAUGCUUCAGGCGGCAUCAUUGUGCAUAAGAAGAGAUCCCCAUUUACGCCCUCGAAUGUCUCAGGUGCUUCGGAUAUUGGAAGGCGAUAUGAUAAUGGACGGGAAUUACACGUUAACGACUCCGGGAUCUGAAGCAGGCAGCCGAAGCGGGCGGUUUUUGGUAGACCAGAAACACUACAGUGGCCCUCUUCUAACAGAUGAUGAUGAUGCUGCUUCGGGCAGGUUCAGUCAGAAACUCUGUCUUGACACGAAGCGAUGAGAGAAGAAGCAAGUGAUCGCAGAGACUAAACCGGAAAGAAUCAAGUGAUACAGUGACUGCACCGGAAGCUAAACCGGAAAGAAUCAAGUGAUGCAGUGGUUAAACCGGAAGCUAAACCGGAAAGAAGUGAGUGAUGCAGUGACUCUCUCUCAGACCACAGUGGAAGAUAUCUGUUUGUCUGAGUUGGUUAGUUUUGUAGUUGUUGUCUUUAAAGUUCAUGUUUUUUUGGUACAGCGAUCCAAUGCUCCGUUAAGAGUAAAUUUUUGUUAACCCUUUUUUGUAUAGUGGGUGAAAAAAAAUUGAUGCUUUACCCAUGAAAUUUGGGUUUCAUUUUGA
Molecule: messenger RNA, 3583 nt
Organism: Tarenaya hassleriana
Lineage: Eukaryota; Viridiplantae; Streptophyta; Magnoliopsida; Brassicales; Cleomaceae
Product: inactive protein kinase SELMODRAFT_444075-like
Exons: 10
Coding region: 1007-3247 (746 amino acids)
Biological process (GO): protein phosphorylation
Molecular function (GO): protein kinase activity; ATP binding
Source: RefSeq, a predicted model, not a curated record